This is a messenger RNA of Anguilla rostrata (American eel), 4095 nucleotides long. It is a transcript of the gene slc25a34, whose product is annotated as solute carrier family 25 member 34. The transcript has 6 exons. Bases 826 to 1851 code for a protein of 341 amino acids. NCBI's taxonomy places the organism in Eukaryota, Metazoa, Chordata, Actinopteri, Anguilliformes, Anguillidae. The record is from RefSeq and is a predicted model, not a curated record.
AACGGCAAGCUUGGAACACUCAUUGGCCGAUGGCAAGGGACGGGGUGAGGUGGUAAACGCGCAGAGACGCGAUUGGCUGGAGGGCAAAGCCAUGGGUUGGCCUAUCACAAUGGACGUAACUACAGGGGAUUCACAUGUUUACCAGUCCUGACUUCGGAGAGGAGGAAAACGGAGCAACAACGAGAGAGUAAGUUUGUAAAUGGUUCAGUCAUGGUUGAAACUGGGCUUUUGUUGCUGAAGGAAUUCCAUCCUCUCCACGGGCAGACUGAGUCAUCUUAGCUAUAGUGUACACAAAAAGUCAACCUGCACACUGUGCCAAAUAAUCAAAUAAUGAUAGCUUAGAAUGUCUUCACACAAGACUGUUGAUAUUAAAUCUACACCAUUAGUACUACUUUUUUAAAAAGCUGACUUUUAAAAAAAGCUGAAUAGACCUCUUUGAUGCAGAAAAUUUGAUGUCUAAAUGUAUGUGGUACACUUAUCAAGGGCUGUGUGGGCACAGUGUCAAAUGUGGUCUGAUUGCGUAAAUAUGGGAAAUGAGGUGAAUGAGGUUCUCAUGUCCAGUUAGGCCAGUAGUGACACUGAUGAGGACACAGGCAGCCCAGGUUUGGCAGUCCAGGUCUGAGCAGGCACAGACGUGACUUCAUUAGCACUGUGCAAUGGUACAAGAAGCGCACUUUGUUUCACAGAAACCUCUGACGUUGUGCAAUAGCAGUACACGCACGCUUCAGCGGACACUUUAGUUUACAGACCUGCAGAGCCUGUCGGGGGUUUGCCAUUUUCGGAUCGAUUCAUCGCCAAGGACACUCGGCGCAGGAAAACUCAGGGAUGACGAGACCCCAGCUCCUGGAACUUACCUCAAGGGACGGCCGGUUUGGGCCGCACACCUCCUGCCCCCCGUCGCCCCCGGCGCCCCCUCUCGCGCUGGCGCCGCCGGUGGCGCCCUGGCCGCCGGUGGACUUCGCCCUGGGCGCGCUGGCGUGCUGCGGGGCCUGCGUCUUCACCAACCCCCGGGAGGUGGUGAAGACGCGGCUGCAGCUGCAGGGCGAGCUGCGGGCCCGGGGCUCGUACCAGAGGCACUACCGCGGGGUGCUGCAGGCCCUGUGGGUGGUGGGCCGGACCGACGGGCUCCGCGGCCUGCAGAAGGGCCUCUCCGCCGGGCUGCUGUACCAGGGCGUGAUGAACGGCGUGCGGCUCGGGUUCUACUCCUACACGGAGGCCGCCGGCCUGGCUGCGGCCCCCGGCGGGAGCCUGUUGGCGGGCGCCACCGCCGGAGCUCUGGGCGCCUUCAUCGCCUCCCCUGCCUAUUUGGUGAAGACUCAUUUGCAGGCUCAGACAGUGGAAACCAUCGCCGUGGGCCACCAGCACAACCAUCAGGGCGUGUCGAACGCGUUCGCCACCAUAUACCAGCGGGAGGGGCUGCUGGGGCUGUGGCGGGGGGUGAACGGGGCGGUGCCCAGGGUCAUGGUGGGGUCGGCGUGCCAGCUCGCCACCUUCAGCUCUGCCAAGGAGUGGGUCGCCCAGUCACAGUGGUUCAAUCCAAACAGCUGGCUGAUUGCCUUGACAGCUGCCAUGAUCAGUGGGGUUGCUGUGACCAUCACCAUGACGCCAUUUGAUGUCAUCAGCACGCGACUCUACAACCAGCCUGUGGAUGAGCUGCACAGGGGCCGCCUGUACGGCGGCUUCUUGGACUGCCUGCUGAAGGUGUACCAGACGGAGGGGCUCCUGGGGCUGUACAAGGGGAUGGGCCCCGUGUUCGUGCGGCUGGCCCCCCACACCGUGCUCAGCAUGCUCUUCUGGGACCUCCUGAGGCAGAGGGCGUUUCGGUACUACGGGGGCCGGGCUCAGAACUGAGCCAAGGACCGAUGCCCCAAGGCCGCUGGCUCGGAGAGCGGGAGGGGAGGGGAGGGGGUCAGGGUGUGGGCAUUACACCAGGGGUUUCUUGUUUGUUUGGGGGAAAUGUAGCCUGAGAGGGAACAAAUGCUAGACUGACCAAUUGUGCAAAGGAGGUGAAAUUUGCGUUUUUGUGCGCAUGUGUGUGUGCACGUGUGUGUGCACGCGUGUGUGCGCGUGUGUGCACGGGUGUGUGUGUGUGUGUGUGUGUGUUUGUGGUGAGGGGUGGAGAAGAAGAGUAAGAGAUUAAAUUUGACUUGGUAAAUAUUAGUAUUAACAUAAGCUACUCAUGAGUCAUUGGUUUAGCUUCAAUUUAGAUUAUUUUUUUCAGGCAAAUCAAGUUGUUCAUGUCAGGCUAGAAAAUAGUGUAGGCCGACAUCUCCUUGCCUGGUCUCUUUAUUAUGGUCAUAUUCCAUCAUGCCCCUACCAAGGUCAGGCAUUAUAUGACACCACAGCACAGGCAUUACCUUACAUUACGUUUCCAAUUUAACAUCCACGGAGGAAAAACACUUGCCGUCAUGGACAUUGGCCCAAUUGCUCAUGAAAAUGAGCAAAAAACAAGGACUGUCAUUCAUCGUCAUUGCGUGCAUACUGUGUUGGUCCGCAAGGCUUGUGGACAAAUGUAUGCUGAACUUGCUAAAAAUCUGUGAAUUAACCCGGAUGUUGGACAUGAAGACUGUGCUGCUGAAGGGAGAGCUCCCAGGGAAACACUGAACUGUACAAGAAGAGUUGGGCUGAACAGCAACUGUUUCCACAGCACAGCCUCUUUGAAGAAAUCUUAACUCAGGAUGAUUAGAAGCCAUGUGAACUGCAGUCCAUUAGAAUUUAGACAGUGACAUCAUUUCUGUUGUUUUGGGUCUGUACUCCAGCACAUUGGAUUUAUAAUGAAACAAUGAAUGUGAGUUAAAGUCCAUGGCAACUCUAAUUUCAGGAUAUUUCACAUCCUUAUUGGGUGAUCCUUGUAGGAAUUUUAUAGUCCCCCAAUUUUAUGGGACAAAAGUAAUUGGGCUGCUUCUUGGCCAGAAGUGUGUCCUGAAUCAUUCGUGCAUGCUCAAGACAGCUUACUAAAGGUCUAGAAUUUACAUUUUCAUUUGGAGUCUGUUGCUGUUGUCUCUCAACAUGAGGACCAAAGAAGUGUCAAUGCCAUUAAAGAAGGCCAUCAUGAACCUGACAGAUCAGAAUAAAUUGAUCAGAGACAUUGCCAAAACAUUUGGUGUGCCAAAUUAAACUGGAAUAUUGUUAAGAAUCCAGAAUGCACGGGUGAGCUCAGUAAUAGCAAACAACCUGGUAGACCACGGAAGACCACUAUAGUGGAUGAAUAAAUAUUUGUGAAGAAAAACCCCUUUUCAGCUGACAAACAUAUCAAAAACACUCCAGGAUGUAGGCAUAGAUGUGUCUAAGACAACAAGUAAUUCCCACACAGAUCACCUAAUAUGGAUAUAAAUGCCCCCACAUUAAAGCUGACAAGUCUGGAUUUCAACAUCAUAUUAGUUUUUUUUUGUUUCAAAUCCUGUGUGCUGGACUGUACAGAGCCAAAACAACAAAAAUUGUGCCACUGUCCAAAUACUAACACACCACACUGUAUGCUGCGGAAGUAGCACAUCCUGACACAAGGCAAAGUAAGCCACCCCAGUGGUCUGGCUGUGGAUUGGAAGUGCCAUUUGCAGCGCUGUGCUUCUGCAUGUAUACUCAGCACAGUGACCUGUGCUUGUUGAGCUUCCACUGCGCUAUAGGGUGGAAGAAUAACCUCCGAAGUUUGUCUCAGGUCCCCAAAGUGCUGCAGACACUCCCCCAGACACUCCCCCAGAACUAUCUGAUGAAGAAUACUGAAGAAAGCACUUUGGACAUUUUUUCCUCACUACAAGCUAUUCUGUUGCACUUAAAAGUUAAGACUGGAACCAUGAAUAAGCUCCCUGUACCCAGAGGUCUGGUCCCAUGGCUGCUGAGAAGCAGUGGUUGAUGGGAUACUGACCGAUAGGCGCAGUAUUGUGGUGAUAUUUUUCAUAUGCUGCUGUAGGUAUUCACAAAGGGCCUUCGUCUUAAUGAGAAACUGCAUCCUGUAAGGAAGGGAAGGGAGGUCGUGUCUUUUUAACUCUUCUGGUUGAAAACGUUUUAGUUCUGAACGUUUUUACAAAUGAUGUCUUAUUUUUUUUCUUCAUGUGAAUCUAAACCUGAACCAUAAUAAAGGAACGUUUUGAAGAGCAA